AUGGACCGUAUCACUGACUGGGGCCUGAUAAACUACGGUCGUGACUUCAUCCUGAACAAUGGUUACCGGAACUAUAACGAUGGCCCUCUGAGUCAAAAUGGGCAGUACCGGGAUAUUGUCCGAGACUUUGAUAAUAUCGACGGCCUGAUUCGAGAUACCGACUUUUUCCUAGAAACACGCCUGGACACUCUGCUUGGUAACACCGCAGCAAUGCUUCGCCUUGAUCGAGUCGCCCACUGGCCUCUGGCAAUAACCGUCGACUCGUCAUACAGACUCGAACGUAGCUUGUUAGACAUUCGACAGUACCCAGGCUCAGUAAAGCUUCACGAUCCCGUUCUGAACAGUCAUAGCCUCCGUAUGUGUGCGUUCUAUAACAUGUACGAAAUUUCUUGCGCCAUAUUAGACAGGGAUUCAUGGGAAGAAUGGCUUUCAUGUUUCCCUGAAGGCCUCGAUCCCCAUGAUCAGGAGAGUAUUGAUACUCAGACCCAAACGAUCAUGGACAGUCCCGAAAGAAAUGACAUCUGGGAUAGCGAGAGGGCAGAUCGGGAAUACCAAACCAACAUUGAGAACUAUUUGGAGCGAAACUGGAAUGGUCCUUCUGCAUGGCGUUACCCCAGCUUUGAACAGGACUGGUGUACCGACUGCCGACGGAUAGGAUAUCGGACCGGGUGUGAUCAAGACUGCGAGCUGAUGGAUGGUCCUUACUAUGGAAAGUAUUGGAAUAUUGAUAGAGUUCUUGAGGUUGAUUUUUCUGAUCCUGAAAUGCGGUAA
Molecule: messenger RNA, 771 nt
Organism: Aspergillus luchuensis
Lineage: Eukaryota; Fungi; Ascomycota; Eurotiomycetes; Eurotiales; Aspergillaceae
Exons: 1
Coding region: 1-771 (256 amino acids)
Source: RefSeq, a predicted model, not a curated record